ACCAAGCCCCGCAGCGGCUUCAAGCGAAGCAGCCUCAUUAUGCUGCUCUGCGCCAACCCCUUCGUCGUCGGACCACUGCUCGGAGAAGCUUCGGUGCUGUUCCUCUUCGUUCGAGUGAAAUUCGGAUGGACUCCUUUCGACUACGGAGUUUACGCGUGUUUCAAGAUGACCAUUGUUCUCUUAGGAACUCUGGUGUCAAUGGCGAUCUUCUGUCACUGGCUUCAACUAGAAGACUCAAAAAUCGGUGUAAUAGCAUGCAGUUUCCAAACAAUCGCGUACUUAAUGUAUUCGUGUGUAAACGCGGGAUGGGCCAUGUACAUUGUUCCAUUCCUAGAGCUGAUGCUCGGAGCUGGAAUUACAGUGCACAAGUCCAUUGUUUCCAAACUGGUGCCGAAUUCAGAGAUGGGGCAAGUGACAGCUAUUCUCAGUAUGAACGAAGCAAUUGUCCCAUUGAUCGUUAAUCCCAUGUACAAUAAACUCUAUCAAUAUACAUUAUCCACAAUGCCCGGUGCCUUCUACUAUUUAGGAGCAAGUCUUGCGUUUCCUGGAGCUGUUAUAUUCUGGUAUUGUGACUUUUCAACUUUUAAAUUACCGCUUUCAAAUUACACUUCUUUUGUUUUUGUGUUGAUUUUUAAUUUUAUUUUGAAUGUGUUUUUUUCUUUCAAGCGUGGUGUACUUCCUUAAUAGAAAUGUCCUAGAUUCUCGAAAGAAAGACGAAGAGGCGAAAAAUACAAGUGAGAAAACUGACACCAAGCACCCAGCGAUUUCUCCCUCAAUAACAUCUAAACAAAUCGACUGUUGAUGGAAACAUACAAGAACAUUUUCUAAAUAAAUCCAAGAGGGAUAUAAUAAUCACUAUUCCACUCGUGAAAUUAACACCAAUAGGUAAACAUCUGGUAUGCACCAAUCCAGACGGUGUGUCUCUAAACAAUUAUCGCAUUUUCUUACCAGCUCCCUGCUGGCCACUAGGUGCGAUACAUCAAUCGCAGGCAGCGCUGUCGUGUGCACUUGAAGAGCUAACUCAACAUAAUUAAUAUUUAGCGCAUUCUGAAACAUUUUUAGAAGUAAUUUCAUUCGUGGAAUAGUCUCAUUAAAUACAAUUCAUGCAUUAGACAUGUCCAGAUAAAUUCCCUUAGCGCUAAGCGACUCGGGAAUUUAUCGGAAAUUUUCAAUGAACUUGUGGUAUUACCUGUGAUAAAUCAUCAUAUCUCAUUUUUAAUUUAAUUCGUUAACAAGUUGAAACUGAUGAGAACAAAAUAGGAGAGUCUUCCUGAAUAUGUCACUUAAAUGUACA
This is a messenger RNA of Gryllus bimaculatus (two-spotted cricket), 1294 nucleotides long. Lineage: Eukaryota; Metazoa; Arthropoda; Insecta; Orthoptera; Gryllidae. The record is from the annotation of a GenBank genome assembly.